Molecule: messenger RNA, 714 nt
Organism: Penicillium robsamsonii
Lineage: Eukaryota; Fungi; Ascomycota; Eurotiomycetes; Eurotiales; Aspergillaceae
Product: putative isochorismatase family hydrolase
Exons: 4
Coding region: 1-714 (237 amino acids)
Source: RefSeq, a predicted model, not a curated record
AUGCUCAUCUCCGCCGGAAUCAAAGCAGUACUCCUGCUCGCAGCAUCCGUUCCCGCGCAAGCAUGGAACAGACUGGACAAGGACAACGCAGCCCUCCUCGUCAUCGACCACCAAGUCGGCCUUGCCCAACUCGUGCGUGAUUUCAACACAAACGACUUCCGCAACAACAUCCUCGGCCAUGCUGCCCUCGGCAACGUCUUCGACCUUCCAACCGUGCUGACCAGCUCCUCGGAUGCAGGCCCGAACGGCCUCAUGCUCAAGGAAAUCACCGAAAUGCACCCCAACGCGACCUUCGUCCGUCGUCAGGGUGAGGUUAAUGCUUGGGAUAAUGCGGAAUUCCGCGCUGCGGUCAAGGCCACAGGCAAGAAGCAGUUGAUUAUCGCUGGCAUCGUUACUGAAGUUUGCACUUCCUUCCUCGCUCUCUCCCUCGUUGAUGCUGGCUACGAAGUCUUCGCCAAUACCGAUGCGAGUGGUACUUUCGACGUGAAGCUUGCUGAAGAUGCGAAUCGUCGUAUGGAGAGGGCUGGUGUUACACUCAUGGGUCUGUUCGGUAUUGUCUGUGAUCUUAUGCGCGAUUGGCGUAAGACUCCUGGUCUCAAUGAGGUUCUGCCUUUCCUUGAUAAGUACCAGUUUGCUUAUGGUCUUGUUGCCCGUCACCACGCUGGAUCUAUUCAGAAUGGUACAUUUGUUCCUAUUGAGGGGACUUUGAUUUAA